GCCGCCACAAUCCGGCGUCUCUCACGUUGCUCUUUCCUGCGGGCUCCCGUCUGUGUGUUCCUGCGGUGUUUUUUUAAUUGUACGCCCCGUUUAACGAGCCCGCACCGUGCGUGCAGGGGGAGAGGGACGUUGCCCCCUAUGCUGGGGACUGCGCGCUGCCCCUCAGCCGCUCCGUCGGGGCGAAACUUUCCAGCCCCGCGAGGUCCGCGUGCUCUGUAGGUCACGCCUGAGCCAUCUGUACCGAUCUGCGUGCAGCCGCCUCUCUUCUCCACGGAAUUCCCCCCUCCCGCCCCGGGGCAGAUCCCCGCGCGGGUCUCGCUCCCAAGCGUGCGCGGGGAGCAGCGCCGUGAAACCGCUCAUCCCGGAUCGGCUGGGCGCGGUGAGGGGCACCCCGGUGCGGAGGAGAGGCGGGGGAGCCCGCCGGCAGCCUGCUCCUAUCGCCGUCCCCAUCUCCCUACCCCGGGCGGAGAAGGACGCGUGGGUGUGGAGCGAGGCGCUUUAGUCACACCCCGCAGCCUCCUUCCCCAGGCAGCCUCGGGAGCCGCGCACAUUCUCCUCCCUCUCGCUGCCAGCCGGUGUGUCCGCGGCGGCAGGAGGCGGAGGGGAGGGAAGGGAGAGGCGAGGCGGGAGCCGGGGCCGCCCGGGAGGGAGAGAGGCGGCGGCGGGAGGUCCCCGCAGCCUCUCUGCGCUGCACGCAGCCCGCCGCCACCGCUGUACGGCAGCAGCUGCUCCGCGGCGGAGUUGCUGCCCUCCAGCAGUUCCGCUCCGGUUCUUAGCGAGGAGGGAGGUGUAGGGGAGAAGGGCUUUAUUUCGAGGGGAUGCUGAGAAAGCCGUUCCCUCCUGUAGCAUGUUGCCUGGGCGUUCCUAUUAUGGAAGUUAAGUGAGAAACUCCGCAGCUUGAACUGAUUUGGGAGAGAGAGAGAGAGAGAAGGGGUAGGGCGAAGGGAGAGGGAAGCAAAAUAGCCAAACCAAGCCAAUGGUUUUCCUGCAAAGUGCCAGGAAGUUUGCGGAACACUUUCUAGGAAUCAGGUCCUUUUUCAGAGCCUCUCCUUGUCUUCCGAAGAAAGAGCCUGCUUUUGGAUUGCCAUGGAGCCUAAAGAGAGCCUUAGACACACUUGAAUAAUUCCUCAGCUUGGGCUGGAUUGGUGGGAAUUUAGGAAGGAGCGCGUGUGCGAAGCAGAAGCCUUCGGAGCUCGCUGCCUGCUCUAAUCUGUAUGGAUCUAAAAGUGUCACAUUCAAGACCUUUCCAUCCGCAGCUUUUGAUUGCAAGAUUUCCCUUUCCGCUUUAAGUAGCUGCUAGGAAACUGAAAACUUUUGGACCUACCUCUCGCUGUCUUUGGAUACUUUUUUUUCUUUUUUUUCUUUUUUUUUUUUUUUUUUUUUCUUUUGGAUCUCUGUGGAAUUGCUCUCGCAAACGAUCGGGAUUGCUUUUAAUAUGUCAAAAUGGGUCUGCUGACGCCACUCCUGCUCUUUGGAUUUGCAUUUUUUCAAGUCUACGGAUCCCGUCUCCGCCAAGAGGACUUUCCACCACGGAUUGUUGAGCAUCCUUCAGAUGUGAUAGUCUCUAAAGGAGAACCAACAACCCUGAACUGUAAAGCUGAAGGAAGGCCAACUCCUACUAUUGAGUGGUACAAAGAUGGAGAGCGAGUGGAAACUGACAAAGAUGAUCCUCGCUCCCACCGUAUGCUGCUGCCUAGCGGAUCUUUAUUUUUCUUACGUAUUGUGCAUGGACGCAGAAGUAAACCUGAUGAAGGAAGUUAUGUUUGUGUAGCAAGGAACUAUCUUGGAGAAGCUGUGAGUCGCAAUGCAUCUCUGGAAGUGGCAUGUGAGUAAAGUUUUGUUUGAUUAGCACCGUGUAUAACUUUAUAGUUGCUUUUAUAUUGCUAUCCAGCACUUGCACACAUUCAGUGGUUUGAGAGAUAAGCAUAGAUAAAGAUGGCAUUUUGUCAUCAGCUGUAUUUCUUAGUCAAGGCAUUUAUACAUGCAUUUAUUCAGUAGCAGUGACCGUACAGAAUGUGAUUUAUAUGGAAGUACAGUUCUAGCCAGUGUAUAAUCAUGA
This is a messenger RNA of Phasianus colchicus (ring-necked pheasant), 2059 nucleotides long. The record is from RefSeq and is a predicted model, not a curated record. Lineage: Eukaryota; Metazoa; Chordata; Aves; Galliformes; Phasianidae.